CCAAAGCACAUGGGGUGGCCCGACCUGGGGAGACGGGGCACAGAAGGAAUGCAGGGCGUGGAUGGGUGAGGGGAAGAGGGUGUGGAGCCCUGGCUCUGGCUGGUCCCCCUCUCACCCCUCCAAGUUCCAGAGGCCUGGGCUCCUCAUUCAUCUCGUAAGCGCCAAGGUGGAGGGGGGUCCUACCGAGGGAGGAGCUAGAGGCCACCGCGACCAGCAGAGAGCGAAGGCAGGAGGGACCAGCCUGGCCCAGCCCCUUCAUUUUACUGUCGGGGGUGGUGAGGAGGAAGAGGAAGAGGCGAAGGCUGGCGGAGGAGGAGUUGAGAGCGAGGACUCGGCAGAAGCGAGCUCCGCCGGAGGGAAGUCCAAGCAAUCGGAGAACUCAGGGGAACCCUCCCGGGGAGAGGGUCGCGGGCUCCUUCUGCCGCUUACCUGUCGCGCCGAGGCAGAGCCGCAGCCGCGCCGCGGAGCCGCUCCCGGGCUUCCCCACCGGACGGCCGGGAGGGUGGGGCCGGUGCGGGACCUCCCCCAGCUGCCCGAACGCGCCCGCCCCGCCCCUCCCGGGCCAGGUGCAGCGGCUCCCGCUGUGUCCCCAGCGUGCUGCGGGCCCGGGAACUCCAGGCAGACGGGCAGAGGAGCGCCCCGGCUUCUCUGCGUCUCAGCCUGCCCCGGGGGUGCGGUCUCUGCGGCCAGGCUUUCAGCACGGAAAAAGAUUGGAGGGUCCAAGUCACCCCAAAGACGACAGGCAUUAGCAGAGCCGCUGGCGGCGCGUGCAUGGAACCGGAAUGUGCUGCGCGCCCGCCCGGAGCGCUCGGAGCCCGGAGGCCUGCCCGGGAGGGGAAACGCAGCUAGGCGGCCAUGGGCCCCGGGGUCCUGCCCCAGGCUUGCUUCUCAUUUGCGCUCCAUCCAACAAGAGCUCGUAUUCCGUGUGCCAUGAACUGUGCCAAGGGCUCCAAGUGCCAGGCAUCAGGAAGGACGGUGCAGGCUUCCUCUCCACCAUGCCAGGAAGGUUUGCAGAUGAGCCACCACAGAAGAGGGACUGCAACCUCAGUCUCCGCUGGUGCAGGCAACUUUUGAAAAAUGGUUUUUCAGGCUGGGGGUGGUGGCUCACACCUGUAAUCCCAGCACUUUGGGAGGCU
Macaca mulatta (Rhesus monkey) is the source of this 1136-nucleotide messenger RNA. The record is from RefSeq and is a predicted model, not a curated record. NCBI's taxonomy places the organism in Eukaryota, Metazoa, Chordata, Mammalia, Primates, Cercopithecidae.